Messenger RNA from Xylona heveae TC161, 1832 nucleotides. Its product is annotated as amidase. The transcript has 8 exons. The coding region runs from base 135 to 1826 and encodes 563 amino acids. NCBI's taxonomy places the organism in Eukaryota, Fungi, Ascomycota, Xylonomycetes, Xylonales, Xylonaceae. The record is from RefSeq and is a predicted model, not a curated record.
GGCCGCUCGUCACCAUCAUGACGAUGACGAGUGGAGCGUGCUCAAUACAUAUGCGGGGGAAUCAUUACAGAUGAUCGAUAUUUCCAGGCGUGCUUUUCCAUUCUAAUUGGCAAAAACCCGUCCUCUCAUUGAUCAUGAUCGUAUCCUCCGAAGGCACAUGGCAAGCCGCUGCCGAGCGCAAGCGGGCUGAGGUCGCAAAGCUACUGGGGCCAUAUACGAUUCCUGGAGAUGCUAUUCCGCCUCCAGCAGAGCUUCCAGAUGCAACAAAUUUCCCUAGAGCUUACCUCGAGCCGAGGGAAAUUGAAUUCACCGAGAAACUGUCCAUCGAAGAGCUUCUGGGAAAGCUUGCACGUCGGGAGAUCACAGCUAAAGAAGUCACUCUAGCAUUUUGCAAACGCGCUGCAAUUGCUCAUCAAGUGACAAACUGCCUGAGCGAUGUUCUCUUUCAGCAAGCACUUGCCCAAGCCGAUGAGCUUGAUGCAUAUAUUGCUGCUCAUGGGAAACCAAUUGGCAGGCUACAUGGUCUCCCAGUCAGCUGGAAAGACCAGAUCCGCGUCGAAGGUGCAGAGACCACUGUAGGUUAUAUCAGUAACUUAGGCCGGAAAGAAACAGCGAAGGACGAGGCACUUUUGGUCAAAGAGUUGAGAGAGCUCGGAGCAGUCAUCUAUGCUAAGACCAAUGUUCCAACAGCACUAAUGGCCAUUGACACCAACAACAAUAUCAUUGGGUACACCUGGAAUGCGCGCAAUCGUUUGGUGUCCGCAGGCGGGUCAUCUGGAGGUGAAGCUUCACUAUUGGCAAUGAAGGGGAGUAUUAUCGGAUUUGGAACAGAUAUUGCCGCAUCCAUUCGUCUUCCAGCCGCUUUCCAAGGCUUGUAUGGCCUUAAACCAUCUAUUGGCAGAUUACCAUGGUCCAAGAUUGCCGGCAGCAUGGAAGGCCAAGAACUCGUCAGCCCUGUUGUCGGUCCCAUGGGCCACAGAGUCGACGAUCUAGAAGUCAUCACGAAAUCCAUUCUUUCAACACAACCAUGGCUGCACGACCCAACAGUUGUGAACAUGCCAUGGCGUCAGAGCGAAACUGAAGCGGUCGCAAAGCAUGCCAAGUCGGGAGGUCUCGCCUUUGGUGUCCUCCGCAGCGACGGGAUAGUCCUGCCCCAUCCUCCCAUUACUCGUGCUAUUGAUGAGACUGUUGCAAAGCUCAAGGCUCAUGGACACGAAGUCAUCGAAUGGGAGCCACCAUCCCACAAAGAAGCUUUUGAAAUCAUUUGGAGCCUCUUCGUCAUGGACGGCGGCAACGACAUCCACUCUUCUAUCGGGUCUAGCGGCGAGCCCGUUGUCCCUCAGAUUGCCAACAUCUACGGCUCUUCUCCGGGCCAUUUGACACCCAAGACCGUCAACGAGAGCUGGAGCUACGCCCUCCGCCGGAAUGCAUAUCAGACCGCAUACUUAGAAUACUGGAACAGCACGGCCUCGAAGACGUCUACUGGUCGCGCAGUCGACUUUUUCAUUCUGCCUAUUGCUCCGACGGCGUCAUAUCUUCCUGGCCAAGCGAUUUAUCCGGGAUACACGGGCGUCAUUAACGCUUUGGAUUAUACGGCUAUUUCUGUGCCAGUCACGACGGUCGAUAAGGCGCGUGAUCUGGCUGCGGCUGAUGCUGGGCGUCAGAGGGGAGAGUAUUUGGGUGAGAUGGACGAGCAGGUGUGGAAACAAUAUGAUCCGAACUUGUUCCAUGGAACGCCAGUAGGUCUUCAACUAGUCGGAAGACGACUGGAAGAGGAGCGAGUGCUUGCUGCUGCGGCGGAGCUGGGUCGCUGCCUCUCGGAAUAAGAGGGG